Arabidopsis lyrata subsp. lyrata is the source of this 2139-nucleotide messenger RNA. RefSeq names its product squalene epoxidase 4. The record is from RefSeq and is a predicted model, not a curated record. Gene Ontology annotation, cellular component: endoplasmic reticulum; membrane. Gene Ontology annotation, biological process: sterol biosynthetic process. NCBI's taxonomy places the organism in Eukaryota, Viridiplantae, Streptophyta, Magnoliopsida, Brassicales, Brassicaceae. The coding region runs from base 365 to 1882 and encodes 505 amino acids. The transcript is spliced from 8 exons. Gene Ontology annotation, molecular function: squalene monooxygenase activity; flavin adenine dinucleotide binding.
UACCUUAGUUAUAUCUUUAAUUAAUAAUUAUAGGAGACUAUGCUUAGCAAAUUAAUACGAAUUAUUUUUGUUUUGUCAACGAAGAUAUGAUAAACUAACUAGAAACUAUAUAGAAUGAGUAAUUAUUGAUUUAUUUAGAAAGCUGGCUUACAAAUAUCAUGUCAUGUGAAUAUAAUUUGAUCCCAUGUCGACCUGUAACUGACUCAUAUUGAUUGGCCAAGCUGUGGAACUCUAGUUUAUUGCAUUUUAAAAAAUUUUAUUUUAAGGGUUUGUUACAUAUUUUUAGCUUGUUUUGACAUUGUGGGUUUCUCCUAUUUAACGAUCACUUCAGGUACAAAGGCAUAGAAAUAAUUACUAAGUGGUAAUGACAAUGACUUACGCGUGGUUAUGGACGCUUCUCGCCUUCGUUCUGACAUGGAUGGUUUUACACCUCAUCAAGAUGAAGAAGGCGGCAACCGAAGAUGUAGAGGCAGAGGCAGAAGAGAGAUCAGAUGGUGCCACUGAUGUCAUCAUUGUUGGAGCGGGUGUUGCAGGCGCUUCUCUUGCUUAUGCUCUUGCUAAGGAUGGACGACGAGUACAUGUGAUAGAGAGGGACUUGAAAGAGCCACAAAGAUUCAUGGGAGAGCUUAUGCAAGCGGGAGGCCGCUUCAUGUUAGCCCAGCUUGGCCUCGAAGAUUGUUUGGAGGAGAUAGACGCUCAAGAAGCCAAGUCCUUGGCAAUUUACAAGGACGGAAAACACGCGACAUUGCCUUUUCCAGAUGACAAGAAGUUUCCUCAUGAACCAGUCGGUAGACUUUUACGUAAUGGCCGUCUGGUACAACGUUUACGCCAAAAAGCAGCUUCUCUUAGCAAUGUACAAUUAGAAGAAGGAAUGGCGAAGUCUUUAAUUGAAGAAAAUGGAGUGGUUAAAGGAGUGACAUACAAGAACAGCGCAGGCGAGGAAACAACGGCCUUUGCACCUCUCACUGUCGUAUGCGAUGGUUGUUAUUCAAACCUUCGCCGGUCACUCGUGGAUAAUUCUGAGGAAGUGCUCUCGUACAUGGUGGGUUAUGUCACGAAGAAUAGCCGACUUGAAGAUCCACAUAGUCUACAUCUUAUAUUUUCUAAACCUUUGGUCUGUGUUAUAUAUCAAAUAACCAGUGAUGAAGUUCGUUGUGUAGCCGAAGUUCCCGCUGAUAGUAUUCCUUCUAUUGCGAAUGGCGAAAUGUCUACCUUCCUCAAGAAAUCAAUGGCUCCUCAGAUACCUGCAACUGGAAAUCUUCGUGAGAUAUUUUUGAAAGGCAUAGAGGAAGGAUUACCAGAGAUAAAAUCAACAGCGACAAAAAGUAUGUCAGCAAGAUUGUGUGAUAAGAGAGGAGUGAUUGUGUUGGGAGAUGCAUUCAAUAUGCGUCAUCCUAUAAUCGCGUCAGGGAUGAUGGUUGCUCUCUCGGACAUUUGCAUUCUACGCAAUCUACUCAGACCAUUACCUAACCUCGGCAAUACUAAGAAGGUCUCUGAUAUUGUCAAGUCCUUUUACAUCAUCCGCAAGCCAAUGUCAGCGACCGUAAACACGCUGGCUAGUAUCUUUUCGCAAGUGCUUGUUGCUACAACGGACGAAGCAAGAGAGGGAAUGCGACAAGGCUGCUUCAAUUACCUAGCUCGUGGAGAUUUUAAAACAGCCGGAUUGAUGACUAUUCUCGGAGGCAUGAACCCUCACCCCCUUACUCUAGUCCUUCAUCUUGUAGCCAUCACCCUUACGUCCAUGGGCCACUUGCUUUCUCCCUUUCCUUCGCCUGUUCGCUUUUGGCAUAGCCUCAGACUUUUUGCCUGGGCUUUGCAAAUGUUGGGUGCACAUUUAGUAACAAACGCAGCUCGUUUUAGAAGAACCUAUAUCGCCAAAUAGUAAACCUUUUACAAUCAAAUAAAUAAUUGUGUGUAUAUGAAGUUGAGCCUUUGGUUAAGCUCUACUGAAUUAUCUUGUAACCAAACAUGGAUAUGUUACAUGCUGAUUUGUUAUAUUCUAUAUAUUGAUUCUUGAUUUUCUGCUUAUAAAUUUCCCUCGUGUUUACUCAAGGUUCUCUGCUGAUUUUUAGGGUCUCCAUAAUUUUACAUUUCUCUCACUACAGGACUUUUUUGGUUAAACCAGUUUCAAAGAGAGAA